Messenger RNA from Drosophila montana, 383 nucleotides. RefSeq names its product larval cuticle protein 65Ag1-like. The transcript is spliced from 2 exons. The record is from RefSeq and is a predicted model, not a curated record. Gene Ontology annotation, cellular component: chitin-based extracellular matrix. Lineage: Eukaryota; Metazoa; Arthropoda; Insecta; Diptera; Drosophilidae. Gene Ontology annotation, molecular function: structural constituent of chitin-based larval cuticle. Bases 1 to 333 code for a protein of 110 amino acids.
AUGAAAUACACAAUUGCUUUGGUAUUGGUUGCAUUCCUGGCGGCCGUCCUGGCGGCACCGCUCGAUGACAGCAAAACGGCACAGAUCCUGCGCCUCGAGUCCGAUGUCCAGCCCAACGGCUACAAGUUCGGUUGGGAGACGAGCGAUGGACAGAAGCACGACGAGGAGGGCAGCCUGACCAAUCCGGGUGCUGAGAACGAAUCGAUCGCUGUGCGCGGCUCCUACUCCUUCACGGCCGAUGAUGGCCAGGUGUAUACCGUGAACUAUGUGGCCGAUGAGAACGGCUUCCAGCCGGAGGGCGCCCAUCUGCCCAAUGUGCCCAUUGGCAACUAAGCUGUAUUUUGGAAACCAAGAGCUGUUCUUUCUAUUAAGCAUUUGAAUUU